AUGUUGGGAAGACUAUUUAAACAGAAUCCAACCAAUAUAAGUACCCAUUAUCAACCCCAUAGUCAGCAUCACAGUCAUCAUCACAGUCACCACCAUCAUCACAACCAACCUCCACCUACAACCUUACCAAAUAAUAUAAAUCCGCUUUCAAUACCUCCUCCAUUAUUAAGUCCAACAAGUUAUGAAGAUUCAUAUUCAAGAGAAAUAUUAUAUGGAACUCAUAAUUCAAAUCAACUUAAAUGUUAUCAAUUCAAUACAAAAUACUUUCGAAUAAUAAUAUCUCAAGAUGGAGGAAAUUUACGUUCAAAACAAGUUUUAUAUGAUUCAGCAACGGAAACUUAUUCACCUUCAAAUCCAUCAACAACUUCCACAAUUUCUAAAAAGAAUUUAAAUACCAAAAAUAUAUCAACUUCAAAAAUGUAUCAUAAUAUAUCUGAUUUAAAUGAUUAUAUGUUUGGUUGUGGAUUACCUUCAAAUGAAACUCAUAGUACUACCAAGAUUCAUAUUUUACCUCCGGUUGCAAAUUCUGCAUGUGGACAAUAUAGUUCAGUAUUGAUUACUAGAUUAUUUUCAAUUAGUGACUUGGAAGUAUCUGAAAGAACUCCCUUAUCUACAUUUGCAAGUAAAUCAAAUGAUUGGAUACCGACACCAGGUAUUGCUUUGAAAGAAUCAAAUAUUAUGAAAUAUCCAUUUAAAACAGCUUCUCAAGAUACUUUAACUAAUAAUGGAGAUCACAGCAAUCCAAAAUCAACAAAUAAUGUUAAUAGUAGAUUUGCUAUUGGUAUUGUUGUUUCCUUAGAAUCAAUGAAUUGUGUCAGUGAUGUGAUUUUUAAUAAUUGGAAUGAAUUAUCCCAUUAUUUGGUUAUUUUACAGAAAUUAGUUUAUAAAAAAUUGAUGAUUUUAUUAAAUCUGGGAUUUAAUUAUGAUAAUGAUAGUCAUCAAAUAACAAGUUGUCAAUAUUUAAUUAAUAAAAGAAUUCAAUUUCCAAAUUAUAUUUUACAUGGAGAUUUUGAUAUAAAUUCACAAUUAAAUAAACUUAUAAAAUUGAUUCAUUAUAAUUAUAACCUUCCAAAAUUGAUAAAUUCAAAUUAUUUAAUACGAUCCUCAAUGUUAAAUGAUUCUAAAUAUAAUCCAAUGUUGAUCAAUUGGGUAUUAGAAGUACUAAACUGGUUAGAAUUUAAAGAUGGUAAACCAAUGACUGUUCCAUUACCCCAUUUUUCAAAUUAUAAUUAUAAUUCAUCAUUUCAUCAAAAUUCAUUACAAGAAUACGUUAAUCCAAAUGCAAACACUUUUCUUUCAAGUUUAUUAGCAUUAUUAAUACCCUACAGACAUCUGGUUAGUGAUAAACCUUAUGCAAAUGUUAAUUCUAAUACUCGUGAAGUUACAAGAGUGGUUGUAAUGACUGGUAAUCCUGUGGUUGCAAAAAAAUUAAUUUUUAUUUUGAAUGCUAUCAUUCCAAUAGGAAGAAAAAUUGAAAUGUCACCAUUUAUAGAAGCUUGUGCUACUGAAAGUAAUUAUGGAGAUGAAACAAAUGGUACGGCCACAGCCAAGAUGUACAAAGGAGAAGAAGAAGUGGUGGAAUCGGCAGCUGCUGCAACUGGUAGUGCGGAUUUGGUCGCAUCAAGAGAGAAAUCACUUUCUCCAAUUAUAAGUACAACUGCGAAUGGUAUCUUACCAAUUCCAAUCAAAGUAGGGAAAGCUACCUUUGAAGGAGGUAGUAGUUCGCCUAUAUCGUCUUCAGAUAAUUCAUUAGCAAGAUCAACACCAUCUAUUAAAUGGGAUAUACCGAAUAAGUCAAGUGCAUCUACCCCAACUACAAAUAAAUCAAGGGUUGAAAGUGCAAGUAUGAGUAUCCCGAUUGUAUCAACCACAGCUACUACUUCAACUGCCCAUACCCAUGCUUCUAUGUCCAAGCCAUCUUCAGUAUCAUAUUUAUCAUCAUCUUUGAAUUCAUCAUAUUCUUCAUCAUUACAAUCCAAUUAUUCAUUAUCGAAAUUAGGUGGAUCAUUUAUGGAAAAAUGGAAGAAUCAAAUUGGAAGUAUAAGUUCACAUUUCCCCAAUGCCAGUAAUCCAACCACAGGUAUGCAUACUCCAAAUAAUAUCAAUCUUGGAAAUGCAAAUGGAUAUUUUGAUGCUGUGAAUAGUAGUAGUAAUAAUUAUUGUUCAGAAUCAACACAAUUUGGAAGUUUAUCAAAACGGAAUUCAAUGCAGUCCUUAAGAUCUCCAUCUCCAGCAGUUGAAAUUGAUGAAUUUAAUUGGCAUUCAAGUUCAAAACCAAUCAAUAUAAACUCGAAUAAUAAUAUGAAUAAUAAUUCUUCCCAUCCUAUCCCAAUGACUCCAACGAAAUUAUCAAGAACUCAAUCGAUUUAUGAUAUGUAUAAUAUGAAUAGUUUGAUGAAUGUAAUGGAUGAAGAAGAUUUAGUCGAUGAUACAUUGAGCGAUCAUACUAGAUCAAAUGCAAGCCCUAGCAAUGUUGCCUCUCCAACUGGUACAGCAACUCCAGUUAGUACACCUGCUACAAUUCAUAAAUCGUUGGAAAUUAAGAGAACAAAGACUAGUGUGUUUACUCCGUUGAUUAAUGAUAAUAUGAUCAAGAAUGUGGAUGAACAUAAUCAACAUGCUAUUCGGAUGAAAUGUCAGGCGAUUAUGAAUCAAAAACCAAGGUUUAGAAAGAUUAAGACUUGUUUGGAAACAUACACCAGGCAUAAUCUGGUUGAUGUAGAUAAGUCAACCGAUGCGGGUGAAGAAGAAGAAGAAGGGAUUGUAUUUAAACAUAAACCAUUAUUAUCUUCGGUAGCAUUCUCGGAUGAGUUUAGACCUGAAUUUAGUAUCCAAUCCUGUCCCUUGAAUCCAAAAUUAGAACAACAAGUAAUGAGUACAAUGAGAAAUGAUUUAUUAUUUUAUCAAAAUAAUUGUAAAUAUGAAAGUAUCACCACUAGGACGAUUUUCAUUAGUUUAAGAGCACGAGAAAUUAAAUUAAUUGAAAUGAAUCUUCAGAAUACUAAUAUACAAUCGCCUAAUGAAGCUCCAAUGGCUGGGAAUUAUUUUGAAAAUAAUACUAGUAUGAAUGGUGGUGGCGGUGGUGGUAGUACCAGUCGGAGAAAUUCUGCUUCUACUGCAACUGCUUCUGCUGCAGCUGCUGCGGCGGGGUUGAAUAAGAGUUAUAAAACGAAGAUUAGAAAGAUUUAUACACCAUCCAAGAAUCUUGGAGACCGGGAUUUGAUUAAUCGGAUUGAAGUUACUUUGGAUGAUAUUAAUCAAUUGUUUACAAUUCAACAACAAUUAUAUCAGGAUAAGAAAAGGAGUAAUGGGAAGGAAUUUCAUGAUAAAUUAUCCAAAUUGGUUUUGAGUUUAUUAGAGUAG
Molecule: messenger RNA, 3363 nt
Organism: Hemisphaericaspora subhashii
Lineage: Eukaryota; Fungi; Ascomycota; Pichiomycetes; Serinales; Debaryomycetaceae
Exons: 1
Coding region: 1-3363 (1120 amino acids)
Source: RefSeq, a predicted model, not a curated record